Platichthys flesus (European flounder) is the source of this 8394-nucleotide messenger RNA. Its product is annotated as next to BRCA1 gene 1 protein-like. Gene Ontology annotation, biological process: macroautophagy. Lineage: Eukaryota; Metazoa; Chordata; Actinopteri; Pleuronectiformes; Pleuronectidae. Gene Ontology annotation, cellular component: phagophore assembly site. The record is from RefSeq and is a predicted model, not a curated record. The transcript has 23 exons. Bases 269 to 3382 code for a protein of 1037 amino acids. Gene Ontology annotation, molecular function: ubiquitin binding.
UCGGGUGGUCCUUCUCUUCCGCAUCACUCACUGACCCUUUUUGCGCAGUGACGUAGUAGCAGAAGUGGCGUUCGCUGUUCCGGACACGUGGUGCACGGUGGGCGUGCCCAGGGCGCUGAUGUAAACACAAAAUACGCCUCAUCCCCCCGGACGACUAACUCACAGUGGACUGGAUCGGCAAGAUUAACCCAAAUAGCCGUUGUUGGUCCGCGAUAACGGUCCUUGUCUGUUGCGUGUAAUAUGCUUUAAAUCGCAGACAGGCGACGCCAUGGACUUCUACAUCAACCUGAAGGUGAAUUUCAGGGGAAAUUCCAAGAAUUUCCUCCUGUCGGGAUCUGAGACCAAGAACUGGGAGUCGAUGGAGGCCAUGGUGAAGCGUUCCUUUGGCCUGUGCAGCCUUCAGCUGACCUAUUUUGACGAGGAGAACGAGGAGGUGUCCAUCAACAGUCAGGUGGAGUAUGAGGAGGCAUUGAAGAGUGCAGCGAGGCAGGGAAACCGACUUCACAUGAACGUGUAUGAGACUCGAGGUCAGUCCAUGAGGGUCCCCGCCACCAAGUCCAGUGGAGCAGAGCCCAAGCGGGGCUUCAGACCCCCACAGCACUGCCCCACCCUGGCCCAGGUAGUCAGCCGCAAGGUCCAGGCUGCAGUGCCAGAACAGGGCAUGGUUAUCUUGAAAGAAGUGAAAGGCACCAAAGAAGAAGACAAGACGCCUCCGGCGUGGUUCACUUCCUACAUGGAGAAGUUUAAGGACCAGGUGGUACGGGAGGCGGUGGAGAAGAUCUGCAGGGAGUUCUCUGGACAGUGCUGCAUCCACAAGCCCCUGGGAGUGGGAGGGGCAGCAGGUGGAGCAGGGGGAAGUAGAGGGGAAGCAGUGGCUGGGGCAGAGGCACAGCAGGUUCCUGAGGUGUCUUCCACCCUGCCUGGAGCACCAUCCUCCUCCACUCCUCCCUGCUCCUCCUGCAGGGGACAGACAACCGGAGGAGGCUACCAGUGCAGUGUGUGUACGUCCUGUACUCUGUGCGAACCCUGCAGUUUCUCUCAUGAUCCCAGUCACAACCUGGUGAGAGCAAGGACUCCUCUGUCCAUCCCAGAACACGGAUCACCUGCCCCUGACCACAGCAAGUUCUACAGGCGAGGUGACCGCAGUUUCCGCAAGGCGGAGAAGCAGCGGCUCAAAGCAGAGAAACGACUGCUUAAAGCUGAGGUCAAAGAGAUCCGCAAACAGCUGAGGAUGGAGAGGCGGGGCAUACAGUGGAGCUCUUCCCACAGAGAUGGAAGCUCCUCACCCGUCCUUCUGCAGCCUCGAGCCACCCAGCACAACAGCCCAGAGCGUCCAAAGCGUCCCUGUCCGCUGGUGGUUCCAACCAUGACUGCUGCAUUUCUUGAUGAAAACCUUCCUGAUGGAACCCGACUGCGUCCUGGGACUAAGUUUAUUAAAUACUGGAAGAUGAGGAACACUGGGACUAUCAGCUGGAGUGCUGAUACUAAGUUGAAGUUCAUGUGGGGGAACCUAGCGGUGGGAUCUGGGGACCGUUGGAGAGAGGUGUCUGUUCCCUUCCUUCUGCCAGGACAGGUCGGGAUAGUGAGCGUAGCUCUGUGUGCUCCCUCUGUGGAGGGCUCCUACACCUCCCACUGGCGCCUGGCCCACGCUGGGGAGCAGUUUGGACCGAGGGUGUGGUGUAGUAUUGUUGUCGACCCUCUGGCCCCUGCACCCAUGAUGGCUGAUGGGAUACUGGUGUCACCCUGUGUCACACCACAGGGUAAAAACCCAGCGGCCAAGGAUGGAAAAGCCGUAGCAGCUUCUAGAGAGCAGCCUCUAAUGUCAGUGGACCAGGAAGAGUACUUCAUCCCCUCUGUAGACCUGCUCACUGCGCAGGAUCUUCUCUCCUUUGAGCUGCUAGACAUCAACAUUGUUCAAGAGUUGGAGAGUGUCCCAAACAACACCCCUGCGGACAUGACUCCCUGCAUAUCCCCUCUGCCUCAAGAUGGCCACCUGCAGGACAAGAGCAGUCCGUCUUUGGGUCUGAUCCGGGAAGAAACAGAGGUCAUCAACAGCAUCAUGGAUGUCCCCCAUGGGGCAGGAUCUGGAGCUGAAGGGGACGGAGUCCCGGCUCAGGAGGAGGGGGAGGAUGAUAUCAGUGGCUCUCAGUUUGUUUGUGAAACUGUGAUUCGCUCGAUGACCCUGGAGGAGGCCCCCGACCACGCCCCUCUGAGAGGGUCCCGACCAGGGACAGUGGCACGUCCAGCUACUCAGAGUGGCUCUUCCUCCUCCUCUUCCUCCUCCUGUGUGAACAGCAAAUCACUGAAAACAUGGGAGACUCCAGACAGUAACCCCGGCAGUUCCAACAACACCCUGAAACCACCUGCUACGCUGAAGGCUUCCCUCCCUUCCCAACUGAAAGCAUCCCUACCUGCUCCCACGUCUGUGGCUCUGACCCCGGGGCCCGGGCCCAAAUCGGCACCAACCCUGCCUCCUCCUUCGGCCAGGGCCUCCACAGCCACAGAUGCGGUUAAAGAGUCCCACAUGAAGAGCAUCUGUGUCAAGCCUGGGGAGGAGAAUGAGAACGAAGGAGGGGCGAAGGGAGAAGAGAUAAGAAGUCGCUCCUCCUCCACCUCCUCAGAGGAUUACAUCAUUAUCCUCCCUGAUUGCUUCGACACCAGUCGGCCACUGGGGGAGUCCAUGUACAGCUCUGCUCUGUCCCAGCCUGGUGACAUCUCAGCCAAAACCCCCACAGACCUUGAUACUCCGACUUCUGACCUUACUGACCACCCAAGCAGUACUGCUGAGGACAUGGGAGUAGCUGAGGCAGAGGAAGCUUCAGGGACCGAGUUGUCGGGCACCAGCAGUGCCAACGACAUGCUUUGUACAUCUCAAACGCUGGAUGAUGAACCACUGACACCUGAAGUGGUGGCCCCACCUACAGCCAUCGUCUCACCAAGUCCAGAGAGCAGUGGAGAAACAGAUGCUGACCCUGCUGCUGCUACUGCUGCUGCUGGGGAAGGAGCCGAGGGUUCUGAAUUGUACCAAACUGAGGAUGCCUCUGGUUCUGAACAGACUCAGACAGAUGAUACUGGAGAUACUGAAGGCACAGAAGAGAACCCUGAGGACCCCAGGCACCCAGGCAUCACCAGCGGCCUGGUGAAGGGAGCUCUGUCAGUAGCUGCUUCUGCUUACAAAGCUCUGUUCACUGGACAAGGCCCCACACAGCCUCCAUUGAACGCGUCCACCCAGGAAACCAUGAUGGCCGUGCUGGUGGAAAUGGGCUUUGGGGACCGGCCACUGAACCAGCGGCUGCUGAAGAAACACAACUACAACCUGCUUGACGUGGUUAACGAACUUGUUCAGAUGACCGACAAUGACUGGUACUCCACACGCUACUGACAAAAGAGAUGAAGAUGUGCAGGAAGAAGGAUGGGAGAUGGAGAUGAAACAUAAGUUAUAAUGAAUGAAGAAAGACGAGAAGAAAGAAAUCCAUUUCUGCUCAUCUACCUUUUUACCUUUAUCUUUCAGCCUAUCUCUCUUCGAACUGGUCCAGUUAAAUGGAGAGCAAUCUUCUCUUUAUAACAACAUACAGGGAAACAUUCCAGCAAGCUUCUCUGCAAUCCUGCAUUAGAUCAUCAAUCACCCACUGUCCGUCGUAUAACUGUCAGUGUUGGCCUUUAUAGUGGCAGGCUGGCUCCUCUGCUGACCAAUCAAAAUGAGCUACGUGUUGCAUAUCUUUUGAUUGAAGCAAGUAAAGAAGUGGGUGUUAACUUCACAAAGCAAGCAAACAUGGCGUUGUGUUAGGUUCCAAAACUAACCAGGUCCAACAAUCACAUUUAAUGUGACAUUGAUUUAAAUUCACCAACAUCAAUAUAGAAACGAUGGUAAUUAUUUGUUAGUAUUGAAAUGUCAUACACACCACCUUUCUACUUUCCUCUUUUGCCCAGGAGUUAAAGUGUUAAAAGUACAUACAUCAAGUAUUGCAUCCGCACUGAAAACAAUAGUCACUUUUGUCAGAGAAUGUGUACACAUGCUAGUCAGUCAUAGAAUGAAAAUCCACAUUAAAUUAUUGUUGACUGUAUAUCAAACUGUAUAAAGUCUUAAUAUAAGUUUUUUUAUCAAGGCAUCCUGGGUCCUUGAUGGUUUCACUUAAGCGUCUGUCAUUUGUCCCUGAUCUGCUACCCUAACCUGAUGGGUGUCAACAUAGUUUAACAAAAAUCCAGUCCCAUAAGAGUGUGGGUACCAUUUUCUGCAAAUCUGUUAAAAGGGAUUUUAAUAAACUACUAUAGCUGGUAAACAAAUGGCUAAUGCUUCACAACAACGUAUCUUGUUAAAGGGAAUAGGAAAUAUUUUUCAAAACUCAUAUAUGUAGACUCACGUUAAAGCUACACAAACUUUUAUUUGACACAAAUAAUCUGCCUAUAAGUAAAUCCACCGAUUUCAUUGGCUCUAUUAAAAAAAAUUAUUGAUUUCACUGCGGAAAUCAGAAGUUUUGAAAGCUGGUGUGAUUGGGUGGGAAGGUUUUAGGCUUGUAUGUGGUUCAGGUUUGGUCAUUGUCAAAUGUAAUUUAUUAGAAAAUGUGUCUGUCUCACUGUGACGUCAUUUGCAUCUGUGCAUCGUGUGUUAAAUGUUUUAGGCAGAUGCAGAAUGCCCAUAGAGUAUGGUCACUGCCUUGCAUAAGCCAGGCAAACCAAUGUUUAGUAAAAGUUCAAAUAAGCAAAAAUUAAGCUAUUGUGCUUGGCUAGAUUCCCUAGGUUUCUGUCUCUUAUUUCUCACACACUGGAAGAUUAUGUAAAUUUGUCAUUAGUCAGCAGAGACUACUAUACUGUUUAUACAUAAGCAUAGAUUCAUUUUAAUAUAUCUGGUUUUAUUUGGCUGUUUAUUAAUGUUGCAAGUUCAGAAACAGGACUGCUUGGUUAUAACCUUAUCGCAUAUGAACAAUGCUUACAAGUAAUUGCUGUAUGUCAUGAGCCCCGGAGCUUGGUACAAGGUGAUUAUCUGUUCUCAUGUAGGUUCAGACUAUCUUACAUUGUGGCUGCUUUUCUAUUUAUAUUUUUGUUUUGUACAUUUUGUCAACAUUGUUAAAGAGUAUUAGACCUAUUACUGGGCUAUAUGCAUAACCUGCUGUAUGAGUUGAUGACCACUGAAAGCAGAAGAACAUUCCCCCAAUGUGACUUUAGAGUAUUUGCACUUAAAACUUAAAGGACACAGGUACCAUUCAUUGAACGUAAAACCAACAUUUACCUCCAACUGACCUUUCCUUCAAUCAUACAUUUUGUCUUGACAGUCAAGCCUCUUCCCUGCGUUAGUUUAUUAUUCUGAACAUGUUGGAUGUUUCUCACAGUAAGGAUUUUCUCCUCUGCUCAGAGCAAAGGUCUCAGUAUGCUUCAAAUGAACUGGUUCAGUUCAAUUGAGGCCACACUCAAUUUUGGGGUAUUAGUGUCUUACACUGUUGGACAGUCACUCCUUUAAAUCAUUCCUGGUGUUCAGCCCAAUUAUUUAUACAAAAAGGUUGUAUAAAAAAAAUAUUUUGUUAAGUCACAAACUUUGGCACAUUCACAAUUUUGCAAUAGGAAAGGGCGUUAUAGACAGCUUGUUUGGUUCGCUUGUAGGCAGGUUUGAGAGACAUUACAAGCUCUGGCACAGAAUUUUCACAUAAUUGUGAUUUCAUAAUAGAUAAGGGUUCUCAGCAUGAAGCAAAUAGUUUGAUUUCCAUUGCAACACAGAUGCAUGUCAGGAUUGGUGUUUGUGUAUCAGAUCAAAAAAUGAAAAGAAAUUAGCUGUUCAUCACCAUUUAGAUGGAUCCCGUGGUGAUGACGCAAGAUCACCAACACUGUCCAAUGAAAAAGUUACUUCACCGGUCUUUGUGAUAUUAUUUUUCUAAGCUUUUACUUUGCUUGGAACUACAGUACACGAUACAGAAAUACAGGUGUGAAAGCAGUAGAAGACUCAACAAUUCUUUGUUUGAAAUAUAGAUGGGACUGAAGAUAAAAAUGAACACAUCUCACUUUAGCUUUUCUUCUUUUAACAACGGAGUGACUGUUUAGCUGAGUUAGAAUGAUUACAUUUCAUGCCUUCAAACGGCAAUGAUGAAUUAAAUCCCCUAUACGAUGUUCAUCUAUGUUCAUAUCAUUUUACUCUCGUGUAUUGUGUGUCGUGCUAAGGUUCGGGGUUGAUACUGCUCAGCCUUUGUCAGAGCACUUUAAGAGUAUGUACAAGAUAGUCUUUCCAAAAUUUAAUUCGAAUCAAACAGUGUGUAACAAUGUGAAAUGUUUUUUUUUUUUUGUUUUUUUUUCAAAAAUGUAUGAAUAUACAAAACCUAGUUGGAAGCAUUGACUAUCAGUUAUCACUAAUUUAAGUUAAGAAUUGAGAUUUGUUUUUUCUUUGAAUGCUUGAAGGCUGUUUGGAAAUAUACAAAAACUGAGCUGUGGAUGUUGUAUUAUCAGGCUUUUGUGUGGUGCUUGAAUUUGCUCUGCUGGAUGUGUAUGUUAAUGUUAUACUUUGUAAGAAAAGUUACCAGAUUGUUUUGAGGAUAUUGUCUUUUAGCUUGCACGUGAGAGGACUUUUGAAUUUGUGGUUGGAGUUGGAACAAAUCCUUUAAUAAAACAGCAAUUGUUGUAGGAUUAUGAUACAAUGUGUGCUCGACCAGUGUCAGUGCUAAAAAAAAAAGGUGUAAUUUCUCACAUACUCCAGGGAAUAGUUCAACAUUUUGAGAAGUAUUAUAGUUAAGCUUCAUCUAAAGUCACAAUAUCCACCAACAGCACCUCUAACGAUUAGUAGAAAGCAGAAGUAACUUUGUGGAGCUUAGAAGUUGGCCAGAGCAUAAUAAUAAUAUUGAUGAUGUUGAGAUCAGAUAAAAUAGAAAUAUAAAAUAGAUAUUGGCCUAAUCACAGUAGGUUUGAUAUGUGCUAAUUGGAAAACUUUAUUUUUGUGAACAUGAAGCAGAACAGAUGAAAGCUGAUUUAACAAUGGUGAAAAUACAUCAAAAGAUUAAGUUAACACACAGAGAAAAUUGCUUUGUGCCAAACUUAGCUACUAGUUUAUUUCCACUUAUUUUCCUGCCCAUGGACAGGUUAACAAACAUCAAAUCCUGAAAACAAAUCCCUUCAUCUCCAGUACAAAUGGACCAAAGGAAGACUACAAGAUGAUAUAUUUAAUCGAGUACAGGUCAGGCUCUACUCCUAAGAUUGCAGGACAUGUAGCCAUGAUGCUCCUACUAACAUUGUUUAAGGCUCUUUGUGUAGAGUUUAGUGAUAUCUAGUGGUGGAGUUGCAAGUUGCAGCUGAAUACCCCCUCACCUCACCAAUCUUCAAACAUGGAAGAGAAACUGUAGUAGCCUUCAGUUUUCAUAAAAACUCAAAAAGGUGUUUAGAUUGUCCAGUUUGGACUACUGUGAAAAACAUGGAGGCCUUGAGGACCUGUUUGGGAUGUAAAUAUAAAGUAUUUAAAUAUAAAUGGCCCAUUCUAGGGCAGAGAAAGGCACAAUUUGUACAAUUUAGAUAAUUACACAUUGUGAAAACAUCACUAGAAUUAUUAUAUAUUCAAUAUCUGCCAUUAGAUCCUUUUAACCUAAAUCUUACACACUGAACCUUUAAAAACAGGUAUAUUAGUUCCCUAACUCUCAGCAGGAGUGGAAAGUGGAUUCCUCUUAAUUUUGAGCUUCACAUUGGCUGUGAUGUAAUGUCUUAGCAGCUCAGCCACAGACUUUAUAUCUAAACUCCUGACUAACUUGACUUAGACAGACUAGUAUGGAUAUAUGGUGACGAUUUAAAUGAGACAUUUUCCACUCAGCGUGGCUCAUUUUAUGAUACCUGUGUAUAACUGCCACUGAGAAUACAUGAGUACAGUCUUACACAAAGGUUGAGUUCAAUGUUGAGUUCACUCGGCCAAUCUUACCUGCAUGAUGUUAAGGGACUGUGCAUGUGGUGUUACCAACAAAAUGAUGUUGUAAAAAAAAAUCCCAAAACAUUGAUUUAAAAAGGAAACAGGGAAUUUAUGAUAUUUUUUCUUUAUUUGGGGGUGUCCAAUUGAGUUAAUCUCCCCCAUCAUUAUAAAUUCCCACAGUAAACUGUGUUAGUAGCUUCACAUCGUGAAUACUGCAGUUUGUUCUAUGUUUUGCAUCACGUUUGCUCAACUGAAUCUCACCACAGCCCCCUUAAAAGACAGUAUUCGUAAGGAAACCCUGGUGCACAUAUCCAAACCAAACCCCUGUGUAGUCAAAUGGUGUAUGUGCACCUGAGGGUUUUAGGCUUUAAUUUAAGACAGGGCUGGUGAAAUGUUUUCAUACAGGGUUAAAGAAAACAAUUAUUUAAGGAUGAAGAUAAACGCUGGAUUGUUGAAGCUUAUUUUCUAUAUUGUACUGUAUCAACAUGGUGUACAUAUCUGUGUCCAAUUAAAGUCAAUGCACUUGA